ACACUAUCUUUGAUAACAGAAGAACAGAAGAAGGGAAUGUAUCUUAAAAAAAUAUAAAUAUCAUUCAAAAGUUCUAAACAACUACUCGUGUACUUGUCAUUAAAAUAUUGGAAAUCAUAAUAAAAUGUAUUUCAAACUAAUACUAGUUCUUCUCGUGUGUAACGUUGUAAAAUUAAGUGUACAGGGUGGCAGGGAGUUUGUUUCACCAGUGUUACAGUCACCUUCCCGAGGAAGAGAUUCAAACUGGUUGUCGUAUGGGGGAAAAAUCUACUACAAGCAAAUUGUUUUCAAGGCAAACUAUUUCAAAGCUACACAAUUUUGUCGACAACAAGGCAUGCAAUUGUUAAGUAUUAGCAACCAUAUAGAAAAUGAACGACUAGGAAAAUUUAUACUUGAUACAGGUACUUUAACAGGAUUAUACUGGACGUCUGGUACAAAACUAGUUGGAGACGAUCAAUGGGUUUGGUUAUCAACAGGCCAACGUAUAUCAUACACCAAUUGGGGCGCUGGGGAACCUUCUGGCAAAACUCCUGAUCAAAAAUCGGAGGAAAACUGUUUGGUAUUCGAUUACUUUAAAGGGAACAAUGCUUGGAACGAUAUGAAUUGUCAUUGGGAUCAGUAUUUUAUUUGUGAAUCUGUCUCAGAAUGUGAUAAAACUCAAUAUUAAAUUAAUAUGUCAUACAAUAUUUUAUGUAAGUAAUUGUUUAAUUUAUAACAAAUUAAAUAAAAUAAAGUCGGCCAAUACGAA
Molecule: messenger RNA, 748 nt
Organism: Diabrotica virgifera virgifera (western corn rootworm)
Lineage: Eukaryota; Metazoa; Arthropoda; Insecta; Coleoptera; Chrysomelidae
Product: C-type lectin 37Db-like
Exons: 3
Coding region: 125-667 (180 amino acids)
Biological process (GO): biological process involved in interspecies interaction between organisms
Cellular component (GO): external side of plasma membrane
Molecular function (GO): carbohydrate binding
Source: RefSeq, a predicted model, not a curated record